AUGUCACUGAUAUUGGAUAUAAAUAAAAAUUCAACUGAAAAUAAAAACAAUCUUGAAUCAACAGGAAUAUUAUUUCAAAAAGUUUGGGAGAAUGCAGUGAUAAAAAAUAAAAUUUUAUCAUUUUUAAAAGUAAAGACAACAACAUCUUUGUUAUUACCAAAUUUUAGAGGUAACAAGAUUAAAUUAUCAGUAGAAGGAUUUAUGCCAAAAGAUGAUAUGUCAAAUAAAACACAAGUAUUAAAAGAAAAUAAAUAUUCCAAAUUCGAUGAAAUGGUUAAUGUAUCCAAGAUGAUCAGUUAUGGCAAUAAAGAAUUAUUAAAAUACAAAGUAUCAAUAAAUUAUGAAGACUUACAUUUCUCAAAUAAUGAUAUACAUAUCAUACUUCAAAAUUUUAAAGAUGAAAAUUACGAUUAUCAAUUCUAUCAAGAUCUUUUUAAUAAUUAUCCAUUUUAUUUCACUUUAGACGAAACAAAAAAGAAUAAACUAUUAAAUAAAAUAAUUGUAAACGAUAAUUUAUUAGCAUUAAAAGUUCUCAUCAAUCAACUCAACCCAAUCAUUACAUACAAUAAAUUUAUAAUGGCAGUUAUAAAAGGAUCUAUAGAUAUUGUAAAUUAUCUUUCAAAUUCAACUACUACUAAUAAUAAUAAUAAUAAUAAUAAUAAUAAUAAUAAUAAUAAUAAUAAUAAUAAUAAUAAAUUUAAAUUAAAUGAAGAUGAUAUUAUUAAUGUAUUCAAUUUUAUUUUUUUCGAUGAAACUGAAGAUAUGGAUUUUGAUCCUGAUUUAGAGGAGGAAGAUUAUUUUCCUCCUUUAGUGGAAACAAAAUACCCAAUAAUGGAUUAUAGAUUUUUUCCAUUGGAUAAUAUAGAGAUUGUCUUUUUAAAAUCGAUACGCGAUAAAAAAAAUAUGAUUCAAUGUUUAAUGAAUUUAGGUGUAAAGCUUCCAACAAAGAUUAAAGAACCAAUUAAAUAUUUAUUUGAUUUAUCCAUGUGUGAAGAUCUUUGUUUUUUCCCUAAUAUUACAUUAAAAUGGCUAAUUGAAAUAUAUGAAUGUAUUCAUUAUGUAUCACCAUUGGUUUCUAAUGAAUCAUUAUCAGAGGCAAAUAAAAAGCUUUCAGAUUUAUUAUAUUCAAAAGAAAAGUUUGAAUCAAUAAAGAAAUUAUUCAGUGAAAUCGAAUUAAAUUCAACUUUAAACCGUUUAGAUUCAAGAGAAGAAAUCAAACAAAUUGACCCAACAUAUCAAAAAUUAUUUAUUGAAAAUUUUAUUAGCUAUAUAGAAAAUAAUGAUUUUUGUGAUGAAAGCUGUAAUGAAACUUAUUUCUUGGUCAAUUCACUUAUCGAUAAUGAUAAAGUAGAAUAUUUAAAAAUGGCUUUAAAUUCAUUCGAUUAUUCAGAUUCUCAAUGUAGUAAAUUAGAUUUCAAGGAAAAUCAAAAACUAUUUUCAAAUGAUUUCAUUUGUAACAACUAUCAAGAUUUUAAAAAGAAUAUAUUAAAAUGUAAUAAAGAUAACCCAUUAAAUUUCUUUCCAGUUUCCAAAAAUUUGAAAUUAAAUCAAUUCGUUGCAAUUUUAGAAUCAACACCACCUCAACAAAAGUAUUCAUGUUUAUUAAAUCCAGAAAUUUUGGCAUGGAUCUAUGAGAAUAGAGAAUGUGAUUUAAAAUCUGGUAGAUGUAUACAACCAAAUUUUGUAACAUUAUUCAGAUAUUUAUUUUACACCAACCAAUUUUCAAAAGCAUUAAAUGAUAUUGAUUAUUUUAAUAAUCCUGGUGACCUUGAUUAUUUUAAUUUUAAAAAUAAUCAUAAUGAUGAAAAAAUCCAUUCUAUUGAAGAAAUAAUAAAAGCCAUGAAAUCAAAAAAAGAAUUCAAACAACAACAAAUUGAUGAAUUUAAUACAAUUUUUAAAAUAACACUAUUAUUCAUAAUUCCAGGUUUAAAAAAACUUAUAAAAUCAAUAAUCAAAUCUAAUAAUUUUAAUUAUUUAGAAAUACUUUACAACUACAUUAAUAACACCAGUAAAGAAAAGAAAUUUGAAAAUCUAUUGGAAGAAUUAAAAGAUUUAAUAUUUCAGUAUAUUAAAAAGUACAAUAAAAUCAGUUGUUUAAAAUUUUUAUUGAAAUUAGAUCAAGAUAAUAAGUCAUUCUUUUCUGAAGAUUUGUUAAUAUUUUUUUACAAAGAAAUAAAUACAAAUUAUUCAAUAAAUCAAGAAAUUUCAAAUAUUUUAAAAAUUUAUUUCAAUUUUAACAUUGAAGAUAAAAUAAAAGAAGAAGAUGAAAAAGAAGAAGAAGAAGAAGAAGAAGAAAAAGAAGAAGAAGAAGAAGAAGAAGAAGAAGAAGAAGAAGAAGAAGAAGAAGAAGAAGAAGAAGAAGAAGAAGAAGAAGAAGAAGAGGAAGAAGACGAUGAUGAUGACGAGAUGAAGGAGGAUUAA
Messenger RNA from Dictyostelium discoideum AX4, 2421 nucleotides. RefSeq lists its product as hypothetical. The transcript has 3 exons. The record is from RefSeq and is a predicted model, not a curated record. The coding region runs from base 1 to 2421 and encodes 806 amino acids. NCBI's taxonomy places the organism in Eukaryota, Evosea, Eumycetozoa, Dictyosteliales, Dictyosteliaceae.